Molecule: messenger RNA, 710 nt
Organism: Carlito syrichta (Philippine tarsier)
Lineage: Eukaryota; Metazoa; Chordata; Mammalia; Primates; Tarsiidae
Gene: FAM162A
Product: family with sequence similarity 162 member A
Exons: 5
Coding region: 74-541 (155 amino acids)
Biological process (GO): neuron apoptotic process; cellular response to hypoxia; positive regulation of release of cytochrome c from mitochondria
Cellular component (GO): mitochondrion
Source: RefSeq, a predicted model, not a curated record
CUCGGUGACAUUGAGCGCACCAGCGCCCCCGCGGCCCUGCGAGGUUCUGUGCUGGUCGGCGGAGUAGGCGGCCAUGGGGAGCCUCCGCGGUCUGCGUCUGGCAGCGGGAAGUUGUUUUAGGUUAUGUGAAAGAGAUGCUUCCUCAUCUUUAAGGCUUACCAGAAACACUGAUACGAAGAGAAUAAAUGGAUUUUGCACCAAACCACAGGAAAGUCCCAGGGCUCCAUCCCACACUUACAGCCACAGAGUGCCUUUACACAAACCUACGGAUUGGGAGAAAAAAAUCCUGAUAUGGUCAGGUCGCUUCAAAAAGGAAGAUGAAAUCCCAGAGACUGUCUCGUUUGAGAUGCUUGAUGCUGCAAAGAACAAGAUCCGGGUAAAGAUCAGCUAUGUAAUGAUUGCCUUGACAGUGGCAGGAUGUGUCUUGAUGGUUAUCGAGGGCAAGAAGGCUGCCAAAAGAAACGAGACUUUGACAAGCUUGAACUUAGAAAAGAAAGCUCGUCUGAGAGAGGAAGCAGCUAUGAAGGACAAAGCAGAGUAGCAGAGGUAUCCAUGUUGGCUGGAUUUUGAAAAUCCUGGAAUAAUAUUGCAACAUCAGCCUGUAUUUAAAAGAAUGUGGAUCCAUUUCAUAAAAGUAUGAUGUGCACAAACUUUAUACCAUUUCCUUAUUUCUGCUGUAGAGGUACAAAUAAAUUUUCUUCUAAGAAUGA